GCUACUGACUGGCAGGCCGCGGUGUGUUUCGUUUUCUUCUCGUCAUUGCCGCAAGCUACGGGAGUCUCCCAAAAGCCAGCGAAGCAGAACAAAUCUUCGGGCGGGAAGAAGCACGGGCAGCUUCCGCUAAUACGCGGACAACGUCGUCGACGGCAAAGCAACCUCUCCUCGUGUGUGGCGUGGGUCUCGUGAUCAUCACGGUCGUGUCGCGACACCCCGGGCCGUAUUGUGCUUCAUUCAUGCUCAGACUUAACUCGCCAGCCGGAACCGCAAACUGGCACAAACAUCAGGCCUACUGCUGUGCACAUUCGCCCGUCCAGUAGACGGAGGUGUGAUUUUUUCAGCCAUCGGUAUCGUAUCACCUUCGCCAAGAGGAUCGUGAUCACCCGCGCGCACUCGAGAACGGCGACACCAGAGGAGGCUGUGUGCCAAAGAGCUCCCAACGGUAGAGCACCGACCGAGUACGAAGUUCGAAGGACCAUGUAGAGCCGCGAUUAGCACCAACUAGGGCAACGAGACAACGAAAGGCCGAAGACAAACUCGAGCAGCACGAAUCGAAUAAGUGUACAACGUAAUCACGAGUCAUUGGGGCGAGAAGCGAUUCGUCGGAGAACUGAUCGUCAUCUUCGCCAUUAUCAUAGGCGCUGUCAGUCAGUUGCCGUAGCAAAAUUGCAUUCUGCGGCCGACAAAAAUCGUGUGGUGCUGUUGCACUUUUCCCGUGCCCGUUCCCUUGCGCUGGCGCCUCAGUGAUACCGAGAAACCGUUUCAGUGGCGCCGCUCGCUGCCUGUAACUCCCAGGACGAGGCGAAAGAAUAUCUUGGUCGCAACAGAGUGCGCACUUGUUGUCGGCCUCUUAUCGCACCGCACAACUGGUUCGCGGUGGACACGAACGGACCAGGAACGCACCGUUGAAGUGUGUGCCGCUGAAGAGUUCUGCCGGAACGCCAGGAACUGAUACUGUCCGAUAGCAAACCCCCCACAAGCUCAUGAUGGCUCUCAGUCAGACAUCGGUGCUUAAAGUAUACCAAACGGUUAUCGACGAUGUCAUUGGCGGUGUACGGGACGCCUUUCUUGACGAGGGUGUUGACGAGCAGGUGCUGCAGGAGUUGAAGCAAAUUUGGACCUCCAAGGUGCUGGCGAAUAAAGCGGUCGAGGUAGGGCCGGAAGCACAGGACCAGCAGCUUCCACCGAUUUUGGGCGGCGCAAAGUCGGUUUCGCACUCCAAGGCAAACGGAACCAAAAAAGCAAAGGCGGCAGCAGCUGCUGCGGCAGCAUCGUCUUCCACAAACCAAGAGAAUGGUAAAGUGGCUAACAGUGGUACUGCUGCCAGCAAUAAUGUGAAAUCUGUACCGAUUAAACCGGAACCAGCUGAAUCAAUGACAGGCAGUAAUCGGACGACUACCGCCUCGACUACCGGUGCCCAGCAGCAGUCGUCUGGGGCUGUGCCGUCCACCGUGGUGGCUGCACUCGAUCCGAACAAGCUGGUCGCAAUCCAGAUUACGCUUCCGGCGCAACCGAACGUGCCCAACAGUCAGCCACGUGUGCUGACGAUACAGGUGCCUGCGUCCGCGUUGCAAGAGAACCAACUGCAGCAGGUCCUCACCAGCCCAAUCAUUUCCUCCAUCAUGCCGCUGCCGCCACAAAUUGCGUCCUCAGUCCUGCAGCAGCAUGUCAACUCGUAUCUGCAGAGCAGCAGCAUGAAUAAGCAUACACUUCCGAUCCAAAAGCAAUUGGAUGGUGCCUGCGAUGAUGAUCCGAUGGGCGAAUCCUACUCGCCCAGUGAUUCGCCGAUUAUACAAACAAAUUCGGAGCUCUGUGCGCAAUCGAGCAGGCCCGUACUUUUCGAAUGGCAGCUACUGUCCACACCAAGCACGAAUGGCGACGGCAGCAAAAAAUCUGACAGUGAAACCAUGGUAGCUACCAGCAGCUCUACAGCAAAGCCCGUUGGAGGUAAAAAUGUUCGUCGUCGAUUAUCAAGGGCCGGGCGGAAAGCAGCUUCAGCGUCGGCGGCUCAUGACGAAGUGAUAAUUCGGAUUUGUCAGUUGGAUGGUGCAGUCGAUACGUCGGAUGAGGAAGCGAGCGACAUAAGCGACGACAACAUUCCUGACGAUGACGACGAGGAUUUGGACAAAGAAGAAGAGGAUGAUUUGGAUGCAGAGGGCGGCGCCGAGGAAGAACCGCUGAACAGUGAGGACGACGUCACGGAUGAAGAUGCGUCCGACCUGUUCGAAACGGAUAACGUUGUCGUGUGCCAGUAUGACAAGAUCACCCGAUCUCGAAACAAGUGGAAGUUUUAUCUAAAAGACGGUAUCAUGCAUGUUAAUGGUAAGGACUUUGUGUUUCAGAAAUCGAAUGGUGAUGCCGAAUGGUAAGAAAAAGGUGGAGCGGUGUUAUUUGUUUUUUUUUUUACUGAGAUCGAUAUGGUCAGUAAAGUAUCGGGUCAGCUAAGGUCAGUUGUAAAUGGCUCCAAUCAGAAGGUAAAAAAAUGUUUCAAUAUUCAGAACAUCGUCAACAAAAUGUUGAGAUUGGAAAAGGAUACACAGCUAUGUUGAAUUACGGCGCUCUGAAGCUCUGGAAACGGAGAAAUAGGAACGUGUGAAAUAGUGGCAGUAAAUAGCGCUAGUAAAUGUAGAUUAGAAGUAAGAAUGCGCCUCAGUUUCUACCCCUUUUUGCGGAAACAAAACAAAGCAGACAAAAAUACAUAAACGUGCUUUACUGUGUGUCGUCUUUAAAAAAGCUACUGAACCAAAUAGAAAAAAAGAUUUGAUUCUCGCAAUGAUUUCACAGUAUCCAGCAUGCCUUUUAACGUGUUUGUCCGUAUUGUAUGAUGAAAAUGAUAAGACAAAGACUAUGUUUCGGAUAUGCGAAACAGUUCGAUUCUCUGAGGAAAAAGCCUUACACAACCCGCCAGCAAUGGUUGAUUGCGAAACGAAAACCUUUAUGAUCACAUUUAGCGAUAUGCCACCAUUUAAAACUCUUGUCUCAUCCGCAUCAGAGUGGUGUCGUUCGCGAUCACUAGCUGAACUAGCGAUGUAAUAGUAAUCAACUACUAUUGAAAAUCAUUGAGCAAUACAUUUUCACACACUCUGCACCUUAUCCUAGAAGCAACUGCAUUAUAUUCUGGAGAUAUUUUCCCCUCUUACAAUGUAGGCCGGUUCCCGAUGCACAGGAGAAAAGAAAGUAGAACAAGUUGUGUCAUGUUGAACAGUGAUGGAUACUGGAUUUACUUGUUUGUUUCUGUUUUUUGCUAAAAUGAAAAUAACACAACGGAAAGUAACGAAACUAAAAACACAAAAGUGGUGAACGUUAUGAUAAAACUUUCAUGGAACAGUUGCGCGUUUUCUUAAGGUCGAAUCUUACUUUUUGUUUUGAAACUGAACUAUUGCCAUGCUUGGAAGCGUUGAACAGCAAACUAUCCAAAACCGGAUUAACAUUCUAUGGAGUAAAACAAUAAAUGUA
This is a messenger RNA of Anopheles cruzii, 3459 nucleotides long. RefSeq names its product transcription initiation factor IIA subunit 1 (gene TfIIA-L). The record is from RefSeq and is a predicted model, not a curated record. Bases 987 to 2372 code for a protein of 461 amino acids. The transcript has 6 exons. Gene Ontology annotation, cellular component: transcription factor TFIIA complex. Lineage: Eukaryota; Metazoa; Arthropoda; Insecta; Diptera; Culicidae. Gene Ontology annotation, biological process: transcription initiation at RNA polymerase II promoter; transcription by RNA polymerase II.